AAGACGCUGCUGCUAGAGUCUGCUGAGCCGGGCCGAGUUACCCAAACUGGAAGAAAAAUCACUCAAUUCUAUUCGAAUGAAAAAAUGGCUGAUGGAAGCAAACAUGGGAAAGACUUGGCUGAUUAUCUUGGGAGACACAGAAGACAACAGAAAUUAGGACAUGCAUCUCCUCAGAAGAGUGCUCAAGGAUCAAAAGAUGCAAAUGAGAUGCCUCCUCUUGGAAAACUCCAACUCCAAGACGGAACACCUUCCUCCUCCCCAUCAAGAGGAGGAAGGAGGAACCCUGUGACUGAUUCAUCUUCUCAAUCUUCAGUCAAGAGGGGCACGUCUGCCCCGGUCCCAGCUGGAGGGAGGGGCAGGGGGCAAGUACAAGUAAGAAGACUUGCCGGCAAACCCAAUGUACAGCCAGUCAGGAAUUUCAAAAGGAAGGCUACUAUGGAUGACCUGCCAACAGAAGUUAUAUUACACAUAUUCAGCUUCCUCCCACCAAGUGACCUAUUGACCUGUGUAUGUGUCAAUCGACAGUGGAUGGAGCUUGCCAGUGAUAAUGUAAUUUGGCAGCCACUAUAUCAACGCUAUGCAACUCGGCCAUCGGGCAAGGCAUCAUCAACAAAGACCAAACCCAAUCCUGUGUAUUCACUACAUGCUGACAGCAAGUGGAAGAAAGCCUGCAUGAAAGAAUGCAUCGAGAAAAGGAAUACACGAAUCUCAAAUUUACUCAAGAAAAAACACCCAUUCUCUUUACUCCCUGCGAACACAGAGAUAGCCAUUAAAAAGCUUGGUAUCAGAUGGCAGCUAGUCUUGACAGACUCCAACAAGACCGAACACUGCUUCAACCAUUCCGAUGCAUUCCACUUCCCCACCUCAUCCUCUGUAAGAUGGUACAGCCUUGACCCUCCUCCUGUGACCUCGCUCAGAUGCCUGGCCAUCUACGCACAAGCACCGAUAUUCUUCACCAAAGAUGGGUUGGCAGCUGAUAAUAGUCCUUGUCAACGUGCUCUACUUCUCGAGCAAAGAAUCAAACCAAGUGACCUAACCAAAAAGCCGACCAUUAAGAGUGAUGCUGUCAAUGUGUAUACUAUGGAUGGUGGGAUCAUAUUAGCUACAUGGAAGGAAGGAGGAGAGAUUGCCUUUGUUUCUCUGUGUCUUCACCAUCAUGGUAUCGUACAACGGGCGGUCUAUGGAACCUCAGAUAGAAUGUACAUCCCUCCAGCUGUCAAACCUAGGCCUGACGACAUAGAUUCUGAGUAUGGUUUACAUGAUUAUACCUGUAUCAUGGAAUUGAGAAACCAGAGGAAUUCAUUCUGGAGUCAACAAUUCUUGAGACUACAUGCAAACAAACAAGAAAAAGUUGAUGGCUUCAUCAGAUUUAGCCCUGUGAGAGCGGAUGUUGUGACCGAUCAUUCGUAUACCACCAAGAAGAUACAGUUCCCAUGGAAGACCGAUGUAUUCAAAGGAAUUAUAAAGGAUUUUGCUGUUCUUGAUUGUACAAUCUUUGAUGAAUUUCAGCAACCCAUGUGGUGCAUAAGUUUCCCUGUUGUCAUAUUGCCUGAUGAAAAUGCACCAGUUACUAUGGAUUAUGAGGGUGAACCAUACAUCAUCAGUCAUGCAGCCCAUAAGGGUCAAAUGGAGAUCCGUAUGUUCUGGAUCCCUGAUCGUGAGCAGCACAUCGUAGUAGCUGUCAACAUUGAUAUAUCUGUUAAGACGAUCAAUGAUUGGUUUGGAACCCACUACUGACAGCAUUCUACCGCAGUACUCAGCCCUGGUACUCCCUAUUUCGGAUACAUCAGGGCACAUUCUAGGUCUGUCCAGCCUAGUCUACACAGCUGUGCCAGAGCCGGCCACAGUGCAUCCAAAUUGCUCAGAUACAAGAUUCACACCACGUCAUGUCAGCAGGUCUGUACUCGUGUCUGCUUAUCUUGUGGUCUCACCCCAGAUGGCCUUGUCCUAUGUUGAGAAACUGCAUACGGCAAAGUCAUGGACAGAACUUAUAUCUCAGGGAAAUGCCCACCUCAACGGGACCAAACUCCUUCAAGAAGGGCAUGAUGGGAGUCAGUAGCCCCUCCGCCUUCAGAGCAACCCUGAGGAAACAUGCCUCAAGAGGCACCACCUGGUUGGCAACUCAUACAGUAUCCAUGAAAAGUGGGUAUAU
Messenger RNA from Lytechinus variegatus (green sea urchin), 2152 nucleotides. RefSeq names its product F-box only protein 15-like. The transcript has 17 exons. The record is from RefSeq and is a predicted model, not a curated record. NCBI's taxonomy places the organism in Eukaryota, Metazoa, Echinodermata, Echinoidea, Temnopleuroida, Toxopneustidae. Gene Ontology annotation, molecular function: protein binding. The coding region runs from base 85 to 1737 and encodes 550 amino acids.